Molecule: messenger RNA, 2877 nt
Organism: Hylaeus anthracinus
Lineage: Eukaryota; Metazoa; Arthropoda; Insecta; Hymenoptera; Colletidae
Gene: repo
Product: retinal homeobox protein Rx2-like
Exons: 4
Coding region: 239-1555 (438 amino acids)
Biological process (GO): regulation of DNA-templated transcription
Molecular function (GO): sequence-specific double-stranded DNA binding; DNA-binding transcription factor activity, RNA polymerase II-specific
Source: RefSeq, a predicted model, not a curated record
UAUCAAGAACGUCUCGCAAAAGGCUCAGUUCUUAUCCAACUUGAAGAUAUCCUAGGAACUCCCAAACUCGAGGAUUGCUAAAUCAAGGAUCAGGAUAGCGUGAAUAUUAAACAAGAUUAACGGAAGUGUUUCGGUGUCAAGUAAUCGACCCGCUAGAGUCCGAAAGAACCCGCGAAUAAACUUUUAUCCAGCUACCGGUAGACGCGAAUCCAAUUUUGGAAGUCGCACCAACCGGUAAAUGAUGGACGGAGGUCCCUUCGACGAUCCGAUCUUCUCAGACUUUGGCGGACGAGGAGGCACGGGUGUCCACAGCAUCCAGGUGAUGCUGGGUCUGCACGGCGGCCAUCACGCUGGAGAUCUGAUGCCCACCGGCGGGCACCUACACAAAUUGGACUCCUCGAACAGUCCUCCUCCGCACCAUCAGACCUCUCAUCACCACCUGCAACAGCAGCAGCAACAGAAGGAGCUGAAGGAGCUCGAGCUAGCUGGGAUGUACGCGCCUCUUCCUCAGACCCAGGACGUGACCACCUCGACGUCCAGCGCGGCGACGCCCACCUCCACGACGCUCCAACAGGGCCUGCAAAUCGGGAAUCCGUUGAAGAGGAAGCCCGAGGAUCCGAUGAACACCCUCACGCCAGUCAGCAACGAGGCCCAGCCAGCCAAGAAAGAUUCCAAGAAGAAGACUGAUAACAAUGGAAUAAAGAAGAAAAAGACUAGAACAACGUUCACGGCGUAUCAGUUGGACGAGCUGGAGAAGGCUUUCGAACGCGCGCCAUACCCUGACGUUUUCGCGCGCGAAGAACUCGCUCUGAAGCUCGCCCUCUCGGAGUCCAGGGUACAAGUUUGGUUUCAAAAUCGGCGCGCCAAGUGGCGAAAGAGGGAACCUCCUCGCAAGACCGCCGGGUACAUGGCUGCUGGUUCUGCGAGCCCUGGUUUAUCAGGAUCGUUCACCUCGUUGAACAACACGCUGAAUCCUUUUGCGUCUCCCACGACGGCGACGGCGCCGCCUGACGCCUGGGCUUACUCACCCGCGUACGACUUGGCGCCCCACCUGAAUUUGCUCAGCCCGUCGAAUUCUCCUUACUCGACGUCGUUCGGGGGCCCGAGCAACAACGGUUCGGCGUACUCGUACGCGACGAUGCUGCCACAGCACGACGCGUCGCUGUUCUCCACGCCCUCGGGCAAUACGAUGCGCGUUCAUCAGGAUUACAUGAACGCUAGCAACAGUCCGCCACCUCUGACUCGCAACGAUUAUCAAACGAUGGUGACCGCCCACUCGCCUCCCACCCACCUGGCCAACUCCAUGUCCGAGGAGGAACACCAGCAAAACAAACAGCUGGAGUACGUGAGCGGUCUCAGCCCCGCGGACAAGUAUCAACACGAGCAGGCGGACUACGCGCAACAGCAGCACCAGCAGCAGCAACAGCAAGAACAGAAGCAGGAGUACAGCAUGCACUCGCCUCAGGGCCGCCAAGGCAUGAAGGAUCAGGUGAUCGUGAAGACGGAGCCAGGAACCCAACAGAAUUAUGUGCAGCUGCCUCCUUUUCUGAACUGACUCGAAACCUCCGUUCUAGACUUGUUCUAGAAGAAUAUCGAUAGAGAUCCCUGUAUGUACGACGAUGAUAAGGGAGGCAAUUGUUGGAGUCUUAUUUAAGAGCUAUUAGAUUGUCUUCUUUAUCGUCGUUCUAGGGCCUCUUGGCCCUCAUUUAAGGGGAAGCCUGAGAACAGACGCUUGCUCGAGAGUUUCGUUUUCGUUUUGGGUCGAGAGCGUCCGGGGAAUCGUCGAGUCUUGUAUAUAAAAGUGUUCUUUUAAUUAUGUUAUUACGCGAACGAUCUUCGCGUAUGUAAAAGAGAAGUUAACCCUCUGUAACACCGCGUAUCUCUGAGGUCACGUGUUCACCUAUAUUUACUAUGUCUGACUUACAACUAGGGGAUACGAUCCACAUUUGAACUUGCAUUCCAUAAUCAGCGUUUAUCAGUGGUUUAUGAUAUAAUUUGUUACAGAAGCUGAAUAUAAAUUUGAGUUAUAGAGGGUCGUUAAAAGUCAGUCUAUAUCAUCGCUACAGAUUGCAAUCAAAUGGAGAAAAAUCGUCAAAACUGAGAGCUAUAUCCCCUCUAUCACAUUAUACCAGUUCAUGAAUACAUUAUUAUCUAUGUUGUGCCAAAAAGUGAACAAAAAAAGUAAAAAUGUAUCAUCUAAAUGGGACUCCGUUAUUUAAUGUUUCGAUUCUAAUAUCUAUCGAUCUUUGUCGAUCUUCGUUUUUGGCCCUCUGGCGAGCCUUCUGAACCUUAAUAAGUUGCUCGCCAUAUAUGUGUACUGUCCCCCUGGUGUUGUGUUAAUUAAAUCUCUAUUCCAUGAAUUUUAUUUUUGAAAAAAAAAGAAAUUCAUUAUUUAUACGUACAUAAAUUAGUCAAUGUUCAAGUGACAUCUUCUUUUCCUCGUGACGGUGUCGCCAAACGUAGCACAAUAUAAAUAAUAAUUUAUUUAACUAAUAUAAUUGCAAAUCGCACCGUGUACUGUCAAAGAAUAGGUGCAAUUAAUUUCCACGAAUUUUCAAAAAGAAAUUUCAAGGACAGGUUUCGAAAUGAAAGUUGAUAACGUUUAGUAAUGUUUUUAUAAUAAACAUGUACUAGUAAUAACAAAUAUUUUAGGGAUAAACGAAGAAGUGCGUUGUGUUAAACGAAAUUAAUGUUAAUGCGGAUUAAACAAAUGGAAGCAUUCCAAGUGCCUUAAAAACGUAGAUUAAGAUGACGCGCAAGUUCCAACAAAUGAAUGCGGCUAUUUUUGUAUUUUUCUCUCUCAUUUGUUCGAACGUAAAUGUCGCGUAAAAUUCGAUUGUCCUUACGUUCUAUGAUAUUAUACGUAUUUUAUGGUGA